AUGUCGCAGUCCUCUGCGGCGGUUACGCCGGCGGUGCCGGCUGGGGUUCCAUCUACCAGCCCACCAAUUUCAAACCCGGCCGCAGGUACACCUGGUAACCCGCCAAUCCCAAACUCACCUGGUGGGACACCCGCCAACACGCCAGCAUCCCUAGCUACUGGGACAGCCGUCAACACACCAGCAUCAAACCCAGUAAGCGGGACACCUGUCAACGCACCAGUCACAUCCCCAGUUAGUGGGACAUCCCAAAACACCCCCGCAUCAAACCCAGCUGGUGGAACAUCCGCCAACGCACCACAACCAUCAUCCCCACCCGCUUCCACUGGCUCGCGACCCGGCUCCGACCCAAAUUCCGACCACACCUCAGACCACACGUCCGGCAACAGCGGACACACAAACAUGACCAGCGCCAACGGGCCCUUCGCCACAAAAGCCAGAAUUCUCACCCUCAGCGAAGCCAUGGCUUUGGUAGCCGAUCACCCCCAGAAGGCCAUGUUGGCCGCACCUAUCUUCCUGUUCAUCUGCAUCGUGGGGAUGUUUCUAUCCUACAUCGUAACGCUAUACCAAUCGACCUUCCCGCAUGCGACAUGGAAUGCGUCGCUCGACGCCGCUGGGAAGUAUGUCGAGCACAAGGAGAGUGAUGCCAGCAUUGUUUACGCCAGAAAACCGACCACCAAUGCCCGGUCUGUAAAGCACGAUGAUGACGAGGGCAGGAUGGGAGGAAAACUGGUUCAUAAAAGCUCGCUGACCCGUCUUCCGAGUAAAUCGCGACCCCGAUACCAAACUGCCGCUGCCGCCGCCGCCGCUGCUGGUGGUAGCAACAAUACCGACAAUAGCCAGCAUCUGGCGCCAUGGGAGCCAACAACGGACUCCGCGCCGCAUGAAUACGGAGACGCCACCACCGCCUAUGCCGAUGCCCGUGCGGAUCGCCACUGCCCACCCGUCUCCUGCUGUUGUUUACCAGAUGAUGUCGUCGAACCCCUUGGCGCAGGGAUCACCACUUUCGCACCAGGCUUCCGUGUACCAGAUGAUACCCUCAAACGCGUCGGCGCAGGGAUCACCACAUUCGCACCAGGCUUCCGUGUACCAGAUGAUGCCCUCGAACGCGUCGGCGCAGGGAUCACCACAUUCGCAACAGGCUUCACCAAACAGAGGCUUCCCUGA
Messenger RNA from Fimicolochytrium jonesii, 1164 nucleotides. RefSeq lists its product as uncharacterized. The record is from RefSeq and is a predicted model, not a curated record. The coding region runs from base 1 to 1164 and encodes 387 amino acids. The transcript is spliced from 2 exons. Lineage: Eukaryota; Fungi; Chytridiomycota; Chytridiomycetes; Spizellomycetales; Powellomycetaceae.